AUGGGAGACAGCGAGGCCAUGGUUGCUGAAGGUUAUACCUCCGCUCCAUAUGGGGAUUACAAUGUUUCUGCUGCCACUGUCACUGUGGAAUCAACUGGCCAAGAAAACGUAGUAAACCAGAGCAAUGCACUAAGUGUUGAUUCAUCUCAAUCCCUCAAUAAUGCUUCAUUGGUGAAUGGGACUGGCCCUGUAGGUAGUUUAUCUGCGCCAGUUGAGAACGGAAAUGCAACAGAGCAUCGAGACAAGCUUGGCUCUACUCUUUCACCAGCAUAUUGUUACGGAUUAGAGACGAAUGGUUUGGAUUACAUAUCUUGUAUCGAUUCGUUGGCUUCAGACACAACUACACACCAACCUCAAAUCCGUAAUUUGAGUUCAGUAUAUGAAGCCAGUACACAAAAAAAGAAAAAAUCAACAAGCCAUCGUCGAGUGAGAAGUUUGGCUUCUUUGGAUGAUUCUGCCUUUCUGCAUCUGCUAAUCCAAAGAAGCGAGUUUUGCAUUUUGAUUCAAAUCCAGAACAAUCUUCCCGUACACGCCAAGAUCAGUUCCGAGAUUUGGAUUCAAUAA
This is a messenger RNA of Arabis nemorensis, 564 nucleotides long. NCBI's taxonomy places the organism in Eukaryota, Viridiplantae, Streptophyta, Magnoliopsida, Brassicales, Brassicaceae. The record is from the annotation of a GenBank genome assembly.